Molecule: messenger RNA, 1533 nt
Organism: Penicillium oxalicum
Lineage: Eukaryota; Fungi; Ascomycota; Eurotiomycetes; Eurotiales; Aspergillaceae
Gene: irs4
Product: protein irs4
Exons: 1
Coding region: 1-1533 (510 amino acids)
Molecular function (GO): protein binding
Source: RefSeq, a predicted model, not a curated record
AUGGACGCCAAGAUCGCCGCCGGCAAUCCGCGGUUGACAUCUCCGACCUUCCGAGACACCUCCGCGCUGCGAGGUGCCACGAUUGCCUUUGCCAACUCGUCGAGAGCUUCGCAAGAUGCGGCUCACAAUCGCUCUACCUUCACCGAGCGUGCAUCUGCUAGCAACGUGAAUCGGUAUGCUCAUCGUCGCACUGAAAUGGAGUCUGAUCAAGGGCCGGAGGUCGGCUCGGUGAAGGACAAAAUUGGGCUCUUUACCAGGAACAACACACUGUCACCGCCGCUGACGCCAACCCGCUCCUCAUCCCCAUCUCCAGGACAAAUCGCAGCGCGACUCGCCGUUGAAAGAUCACCGUCUCGAGCACAGGAAGCCACGGUCGCUAUGGCUACCGCGAGAACAAUCACUACGCGCACUGCCAGUCGCAUGUCGGCUCGAGCACCGGAAGAACGACAGGAGCUGCGAGCACCAACCUCCCGUCGACCGAGAGCCAAUUUGCAAGACAGUUCAGCGGGCACAAUAAAUCGAGCAGAAGUUGUUUAUACCGAUAUCGAAUCAGAAGCAGAACCUCCCCAAAGGGGCUCUUCUCUUCCCCCGCGCGUCGCGAGUGUGCGCAUCUCCACCGCCAGCCCUCGUCCACCAGAACGAUCACGGAAGCCCCCAAGCUCUCAGGAUGGAGGGAAAUUGCAACUCCCGCCACGGACAGCACCCUCCAUAUCCACAACACGUACCCCAAAUUCUGCAGGGAUCCCUUCCAUACGUUCCUCCACGCCCAGUGUGACUUCUGCGUCCGGCCUCUCACAAACCAGCAGCUCGACCACUGUCAAUGAGUUGGGUGGCAUGGACGAGGAAGCGCUUUCAAAUGCAAUUGUUGCCUCGUCUCUCGCGUCCGCUCGAGCGUCUCCUACAACAAAGUUGGCUCCGCCCCCGCCACCUUCGAGACGACGCGCACGGUCCCGAUCAAUACUUCAAUUUGCCAGCUCCUCUCAGUCGGAACCGUCGCGAAGCCUCAGUCCGACAAAAGGAAUGCCGAUGACUUUACGCGGUAGACCAAAGGACGAGGAAGCCGAGUCGCAUCGCCGAUAUAAAAUCAAUCUGCUCCACAAACAUCCACAUAAGCAUCACGAAGGCGAUCGGAAGAGAUGGAAGCGCGAAGUUACCGAAAAAGAACGCAAGCGCUACGAAGGCGUGUGGGCAUCGAACAGAGGGUUGUUUGUGUCCGCAGACCGGGAGCUAGGCCGCCACAGAUUCAACGGGUACGCCCCAGGGCCGAUCCCUGCGGACAUGGUACUUAAUCUGGUAGCCCGUGAAAUCUGGUCCCGCAGUCGCCUGCCACCUGCAACGCUGGCACAAGUGUGGGAUCUUGUGGAUAGCCAGCAGAUUGGUCUCCUCACCAAGGAGGAGUUUGUGGUUGGAAUGUGGCUGAUUGACCAACUGCUGCGGGGUCACAAAUUGCCCGUCAAAGUUCCCGAUACGAUCUGGGAUAGUGUGAGAUUCGCAAGCGGGAUCAAACUCACGUCUGUUGGGCCGAAGGGCUGA